CACACACAACAACACGUGGUGCAUUCUCUCUCUAGAGAGACCGUAAACAGCUCUUUCAACUCAGAACUUGCCAUUCUACUACAGCAAGACAAAACCUGUGUCUUCCAUUUCACAUUCCAUGCUUGGUGUGGAAAGGUCCAAAAGGGCCAAAAAAACAUAAAGAAAAAAGGAGCAUCCACGUGAAAGCACAGAAUAGAAACGCUUGGAACUCAGCACAGUGACACCUGAUACAGUGCUGCAUGCAGAUUUUAUUAUUUCAAGACAAGUGUCUUAGUGAAAAACCCAAACCAAGCCCCAUUAUUUGGGUUGAUAUAUUCCAUUUCCAACAUAUGGUCUUCAUGAAGAAGAGUAUCAUUAAUUUGUCAUUGACAAAUAUGCCUCAAUGUACGUGUAUGGGUGAAUAGUGAACGGUGAACACUUUUACUAAUUCAGUGACUCAUCUGAAGCAGCAUUCAACAUUUCAAGUGAGGUUAAUUGAAAAUGGUUUCAAUUUCGAAGUUGAAGAAGUUCUACUUGGUGGAGCCAUUGAAGUCAUCUUCCCUUGGUUUUCAUUCUUUUGAAGAAACCAAGAAGUGUGAGAGCAUUGUUAUAAAUGAAGUGGAAGGAAAGAGGCAAAAGAAGCAUAGAAAGAAGCAGUGUAAGGAUUGGAGGUGCAUUGAUUAUUGCUUUUGGAUGAUAGGGUACAUGUGCACCACUUGGUGGCUUCUCUCUUUGUUGUAUGGUUGCUUGCCUGCCAUGUUGCUUGGCUUUGAGGCACCAGUGUCACCUGGGGUGAGGCUAAGUCGUGAGGGAGUCACUGCACUUCACCCAGUUGUUCUUGUACCGGGCAUUGUGACUGGUGGGUUGGAGCUAUGGGAAGGGAGGUCUUGUGCAGAGGGCCUUUUCAGAAAGCGGUUGUGGGGUGAUAGUUUUGCUCAAAUCCUCAAAAGGCCUUUGUGCUGGUUAGAGCAUCUCUCUUUGCAUGAUGAGACUGGUCUGGACCCUCCAGGCAUUAGAGUCAGGGCAGUGCCUGGGCUUGUUGCUGCAGAUAAUUUUGCUUCUGGUUAUCUUCUUUGGGCAGAUUUGAUUGAAAAUUUGGCAAGAAUUGGUUAUGAAGGGAAGAAUUUGUUUAUGGCUGCCUAUGACUGGAGACUGUCUUUCCAGAAUACUGAGAUUCGAGACCAAGCACUCAGUAGAUUGAAGAGUCAUAUUGAGCUUAUGUUUGUAACCAAUGGCUAUAAGAAAGUGGUGGUGGUACCACAAUCUAUGGGGGCUAUUUAUUUUCUCCAUUUCCUAAAAUGGGUUGAGACACCUCCUCCCAUGGGAGGCGGCAGCGGUCCGGGUUGGUGUGACAAGUACAUCAAAGCAAUCAUGAAUGUUAGCCCUGCAUUUCUUGGUGAUCCUAGGGCUGUUAGCAAUAUAUUUUCAACCGAAAGCAGUGUUGGAUUUGUCAGAACUGUGGCUUCUGGCAUUUUAAAUUUUGAUUACAUUGGUCGUCAAACUCUUGAGCACGCCAUGCGAGUGUGUAGAACGUGGGAUUCAAUCAUCUCAUUGAUGCCAAAAGGUGGUGAAACCAUCUGGGGUGGCUUGGAUUGGUGUCUUGAAGACUGGAAUAACUAUGAUCAGCAGGAAAUUUCAUGGGGAAGUAAUUCUGCUACUUUUAACUUAUCAUAUGAGGCUGUGUGGAUUGAUUGUGAUGAGAUGAGCAGAGAAAGCAUCCAAAAAAUUUCUAAAAAAAGAGCUUAUACUGCAAGAACAGUUUUUGAUAUACUUAACUUUGUGGCUCCAAAAAUGAUGAAGCGUGCUGAGGCUCACUUCUCUCACGGGAUAGCAGAGAACUUAGAAGAUCCUAAAUAUGCUCAUUACAGAUACUGGUCUAAUCCACUUGAAACCAAACUACCAGAUGCUCCGGAUAUGGAAAUAUACUGUCUUUAUGGAGUUGGAAUUCCGACUGAAAGAUCACAUGUACACAAGUUCUACCCUUCUGAAAAGGACAAGAGUAUUCCUUUCCAAAUUGAUAGUUCAGCAGAUGGAGAAGAGGGAAGUUGGCUACACAAUGGUGUUUAUUUUGUGGAUGGUGAUGAGAGUGUACCUAUUGUAAGCUCAGGGUUCAUGUGCGCCAAAGGAUGGCACGGAAGAACACGGUUCAAUCCAUCUGGCACGGCUACAUAUACAAUAGAGUAUCAGCUAAAACAACCAGGUGGUCUUAUUGAUCGGAGAGGCCUAGAGAAUGGAGCAAGUUCCAACAUUAUGGGAAAUGCUGCCUUAAUUGAAGAUGUUUUACUAGUAGCUGCUGGAGCCACUGGAGUAGAUAUUGGAGGUGAUAGGAUAUUUUCAGAUAUAAUGAGGAUGUCUGAGAGGAUAAAUCUCAGACUAUGAUUGUGUUUAAUGGUUGGAUUUUCUUGCAUGAUAAGAGCUGUAGAAGAAAUAUGCAAGGUUAAUGCAGAAAUAGAGAAUGAUCACUAACAAAACAUGUAUGUAGGUGGAAUCUGAUGACAACUUGUGUAACCAUCUGCCAUCAAGAGAAAGCUGUUGAGUGUUGAGAUUUCUGAGAUUCUUAAGCUGGUAGGAUCUAGGAUGCAAGGACAGGGUAGAAGCAUCAAAUGGGGUCAACAAUAUAUGAAUGCUAAAUUACACAACAAGGAGCACACGUUAAACUUAGGUACCCUUAGGUAGAAUGGGAAAAAAUGCAAAAAAAAUAGAAUUGAGAACUUUUCACUCAUUUCUCUUUCUUUUCUCACAAAUCAAACGGUCCCUUAGGGUCAGUCAAUCAAACAUGUGCACUUACAAUUGAAACAAUCAACUUCCCAUUCACGCGAAGAUUGAAUAUAUCACAUCCUAUUAUUAUUCCA
Glycine soja is the source of this 2831-nucleotide messenger RNA. RefSeq names its product putative phospholipid:diacylglycerol acyltransferase 2. Gene Ontology annotation, cellular component: cytoplasm. Gene Ontology annotation, biological process: lipid metabolic process. The transcript is spliced from 6 exons. The record is from RefSeq and is a predicted model, not a curated record. Bases 481 to 2358 code for a protein of 625 amino acids. NCBI's taxonomy places the organism in Eukaryota, Viridiplantae, Streptophyta, Magnoliopsida, Fabales, Fabaceae.